CAGAUGCUUCCUCUGCUGUCAUCUUAAAGUUACACGGUAUCUCAGCUCCGCACGGCUCGGCUCCCUCAUCUCUGAACCUCUGGAGACACAGCAUGUUGUGAUAUGGGAUGGGCUUGGCAGAAAGCAGCCUGAUUCGCUGUUGUCUCCGGAUACUAAAACCCACGCACACAGCUCAUGUCAGUCUCCUCUGUCCAUGCUACUGCACCCGUAUAGCAGCAAGUCGGUGCUCGAUUGGUUUGGUCUGGAGAAACCAUGGCAGACCUAGAGGAUAGUGUUACAAUUCCCGAGUUCAACUACCUUCUCCAAAUGGAUCCCUACCUCAAGCCGUACGAGAAGGACUUCAAGAGGAGGUAUGAUCUGCUACAGAAGCAGCUCUUACAGCUGGAAGAGGCAGAGGGAGGCUUUGACCAGUUCACACGCAGCUACAGGACCUUUGGUGUGCAGCGACGGCCUGACAACAGCCUGUUCUUUAAAGAGUGGGCUCCGGCUGCAGAGGCCCUCUUCCUCACCGGUGACUUCAAUGGCUGGGACAAAUUCUCCCACCCUUACACCAAGAAAGAAUUUGGCAAGUGGGAACUGAUUCUUCCGCCCAAGCAUGACAAGUCUCCAGCUGUGGAUCAUAACACCAAACUCAAGGUGGUAGUUCACACUAAGGAGGGUGAACGACUGUACCGGCUCUCGCCAUGGGCAAAAUAUGUGACCAGGGAGGAGAAAUCUGUCAUCUACGACUGGGUUCACUGGGAUCCCCCUCAGCCUUAUAUUCAAAUUCACCCUCGGCCAAAGAAGCCCACGAGCCUGAGAACAUACGAGGCCCACGUGGGCAUCGCUUCACCAGAGGGAAAGAUCGCCUCGUACACCAACUUCACAACCAACGUGCUGCCUCGAAUAAAAGACCUGGGUUACAACUGCAUUCAGCUGAUGGCUAUCAUGGAGCAUGCCUACUAUGCAAGUUUUGGUUAUCAGGUUACAAGUUUCUUUGCUGCUUCAAGUCGGUAUGGUACCCCAGAUGAGCUGAAGCAGCUGAUCGAUGUGGCUCAUUCGAUGGGCAUUGUGGUGCUGCUGGACGUCGUUCACAGCCACGCCUCCAAGAACACAGGAGACGGCCUGAACCGGUUCGAUGGCUCCGAUUCAUGUUUCUUCCACUCUCCGCCCAGAGGGGAGCACAGCCUCUGGGGCAGCCGCCUCUUCAACUAUUCCAGCUGGGAAGUGCUGCGGUUCUUAUUGUCAAACCUGCGCUGGUGGAUGGAGGAGUACCGCUUUGACGGCUUCAGAUUCGAUGGUAUUACCUCGAUGCUGUAUCAUCACCAUGGCAUUGGCACUGGCUUCUCAGGAGACUACAGCGAGUACUUUGGCCUUCAGGUGGACGAAGACUCACUGGUUUACCUGAUGCUUGCCAAUCACAUCCUUCAUACACUUUAUCCUGACUGCAUCACUGUUGCAGAGGAUGUGUCAGGGAUGCCUGCUCUCUGCAGAGGACUGGAGGAGGGAGGACUUGGUUUUGAUUACCGACUGGCUAUGGCCAUUCCUGACAAGUGGAUUCAGAUCCUGAAGGAGUUAAAGGAUGAGGACUGGAGCAUGGGCAAUAUUGUCUACACACUGACCAACAGACGCUAUGGCGAGAAAUGCAUCGCGUAUGCCGAAAGUCACGAUCAGGCUCUGGUUGGGGAUAAGACUCUGGCUUUCUGGUUGAUGGACAAGGAGAUGUACACCAACAUGAGCUCUCUGAUUCCCAUGACACCUAUCAUUGACCGCGGCAUGCAGCUGCAUAAGAUGAUCCGCCUCCUCACUCAUGGUCUGGGUGGAGAAGGCUACCUCAACUUCAUGGGGAAUGAGUUUGGCCAUCCUGAGUGGCUGGAUUUCCCCCGAGAGGGGAACAAUCAGAGUUACCACUAUGCCCGGCGGCAGUUUAACCUGGUGGAUAUGGAUCACCUCCGCUACUGUCAGCUCUACGCCUUUGACCGGGACAUGAACCGCACCGAAGACAAGUACGGCUGGCUGGCUGCCCCACCUGCCUUUGUCAGCGCCAAGCAUGAAGGGGACAAGGUCAUUGUGUUUGACAGGGCAAAUGUGCUCUUUAUCUUCAACUUCCACCCCAGCAAGAGCUUCCAGGACUACAGGGUGGCUGUAGAAGUUCCAGGAAAAUACAAAAUCAAGCUGGAUUCAGAUGAGGUUCUGUAUGGAGGUCACGGACGGCUGGACCACAACACAGAGUUCUUCACCGAGCUGCAGCCCUUCAACGGGCGCUCCAACUCCAUGAAGGUCUACAUCCCCUGCAGAACAGCUAUUGUCCUGGCCAACGAGGAGAUAGAUUACUGUUAUUAGAGGAUGAUUGUCUCCACAGAGACCAGGAUCGAGAAUGGAUUCCAACGCCAACUGAGUGUUAGCAAUCACCUUCAUCUUAAAGUGUCAACCUUGCACGCCACCCAAACCCACUUUUGUGUGUCCAAGUCUUUUUCGAAAUGGGGGGGGGGGGGGAUUGUGAGCUUGUGUGCUUUCAAACACCAUCUGCAACCUUAGAUGCUGUGUAACCCCAUUUACUACAGACUGGUCCAUUUGGGAAGCGUCCAACAUAACCAGCAGCUAGAUGCUAAAACUCCAAACCCUGCCGAGUCCAUCCACCACUAGCCAGCAGCCAUUUAUAGGCUCUGUUGAAUUUGGCGUGUCAUCUGAAACACAUGACCAGCAACUGUGACAGAGGGAAACAAUAUACAGCAAGCAUUCAAUUAUUAAAUCAUGAUAAAAGCUCAGAGAGAUAAAAAAAAUAUAUUUUGGAAUGUUAUUUUGAUCACAUUUUCCUUGGUUUAAUAAUUUUUUAUUUAAACACAAAUAAUAUUAUUGUGUCACAGACACAAAGAGAUUUAUUGUAUUACCAGCACUUGAAAAUCAAAACGUCCAAGUAUUUAAUCUUUGAGGAUCCAUCUUUGUUAAUUUGCAUUGUGGGACAUUGUAUGUAUAAAAAUCUUGUAAUUUGCACAAAGUAAUAAGCUGCUUUGAGUUAUUAGACUUUUAAUGGGUAUCUAAAACAGUUGUGUUGUAAUGUCUGAAUUUAUGCAGCUACUGGGAGCAUUUAUGUGGUUAUUUAUGGCCCGGUUAUUAAGCCAGUAAUGUGCAGCUAACGCAGUGAUACAAUCACCUAAUUUGGAUUGUUCACAGCGUGUUGCAUAAUACACAAGUAACAUUUUCAGCUGAAUUACAGUUUUUUUCCACUUUGCCUAAAGUAAUGCACAGUUUUCUCCUACAGUAUAUCACAUUUAAGUCAUUUAUGUCGUGAAUUUAAACUUUUAAAACUGCUAAACUCUGCUAGAAUAAAUUGACAGUGAUGAUCAACACAUCAAUUUGUGUGGGAGAAGACAGUUUUACAGGUAUGACUCACACGCCUGAAUACCUUCAGAUGCAAUGAUUUAUGUGCACCAUAUUCAUUAGAUACUUUAGCAUUCCCUUGGGAUUCUUCCGGAAAAAAUAUAAAAAAAAGAAAAACAUAGACACAGCCUAAAUUCACACCGAAAACAAUGUGUGCCUCUUCCAAUUAGCUCUGACUUGUGUGACUUUUGUCUUGAUGAUUGAACAAUCUUGAAGAACAACUGCAAUGCUCAUCCUGUGUUCCCCAUAGCUGUUAUGUGACAAGGUUAUUGAUUAACUAAACUAUGUAUGAUCCAAGGAACAUCACUGAUGAUAUGCGACUGUUUUGUGACUGCUAACCUCACUCACUCAGGCAAAAUAUCAUUAAAAUGGUCUUUCGUAUGACA
Molecule: messenger RNA, 3746 nt
Organism: Lates calcarifer (barramundi perch)
Lineage: Eukaryota; Metazoa; Chordata; Actinopteri; Centropomidae
Gene: gbe1b
Product: glucan (1,4-alpha-), branching enzyme 1b
Biological process (GO): glycogen biosynthetic process
Cellular component (GO): cytoplasm
Molecular function (GO): hydrolase activity, hydrolyzing O-glycosyl compounds; cation binding; 1,4-alpha-glucan branching enzyme activity
Source: RefSeq, a predicted model, not a curated record